AUGAGAGCUGUCAAGACGUCGCACGAGCGUUAUGCUUUAACCAACUACGUUGUGGCCAAUGCCCAAGAUUUUUCAUCUCAUACUCGCUAUAUCUUGGUCGAGCAUCAGUUUGUGUUUUCAAUCAAUUUUGAGGAUGGCUUUCCAGUAGGAUGUUUAGGAUUCAGUAACUUGCAGCGCAAAUGGAUCAACACACCACUUAAUAAGGAAAUUGAUGUCCAACCGUUUGAUCCGAGCUUGGAUGGACAUGAUGUUUAUCUCUCGACCCUUGAAGUUGAGGUCGCAUUGAUGGUGAAGAACAAUGAAUUCCGAGGCGAGUUCGAUGCGAAGGAGAUGUCACGUCAGUUCAUUAGUGUUUUCAAUAAUCAAGUUUUAUCAAUUGAGCAAGCUUUGGUGCAGGAUUUCCAGGAGGUUAGGUUGAUCAUGGUGCCUAAGAAGGUUGAGCUUGUUGGCUCGGAUGCACUUAUGAAUGGUUUACGUGGACCAGAUGGACAGGAAAUCCAGGGACGAACUGGUUUCCGUGGAGUGUUAACCCAGCAGACUCAAAUUCAGUUUGUGAGGGCUCAAGACUCAAAUAUUAAACUUCGAGGUGCGGCCAGAAACAAGCCUGCAGUUACUCUCAUCCAGCCUGAUUUCAAGUUUGAGGAUAUGGGCAUUGGUGGAUUGGAUAAGGAAUUUAGCAACAUGUUCCGUCGUGCCUUCGCCUCCCGCAUUUUCCCACCAUCAAUUGUGGAAAAGAUGGGUAUCCAGCACGUGAAGGGUAUCUUGCUGUAUGGUCCUCCAGGUACUGGAAAAACAUUGAUGGCUCGUGAGAUUGGCAAGAUGUUAAACGGUCGUGAGCCGAAGAUUGUGAACGGGCCUGAGGUGCUGUCUAAAUUUGUGGGCCAGUCUGAGGAGAACAUCCGAAAACUGUUCAUUGACGCUGAAAAUGAAUACAAGGAUAAAGGCGAGGAUUCGAGUUUACAUAUCAUUAUCUUUGAUGAAUUGGAUGCGAUCUGCAAACAGCGUGGAUCCAAGAACGACAACACAGGUGUAGGAGACUCGGUUGUGAAUCAGCUUUUGGCAAAGAUGGAUGGCGUAGAGCAGUUGAAUAAUAUUUUAAUUAUCGGUAUGACCAACAGGAAGGAUAUGAUCGAUGAGGCCUUGUUGCGUCCAGGACGUAUGGAAGUCCACAUGGAAAUUGGAUUACCAGAUGAGCAUGGUCGACUUCAGAUUCUGAAGAUUCACACUCACAAGGCUAUGCAAAAUAACUUGCUUGCCUCGGACGUCGAUUUGGUUGAGUUGGCGGCAUUGACCAAGAACUUUACAGGAGCAGAGAUCAAUGGUCUUGUUAAAUCAGCCACAUCGUUUGCAUUCAACCGUCAUGUCAAGGUUGGGACACUGGCUGGUACAACAGGCGAUCUUGAGAACAUGAAGAUUCAACGUGCGGACUUUUUAGGCGCUUUGGAAGAAGUCCACGCAGCUUUUGGAUCAUCUGAAGAGGAACUUGAUGCUUGCAUCACCAACGGCAUCAUCCAUUUCUCGCCUCAGAUCGACAGAAUCCUCAAAGAGGGUCAGCUUCGUGUAGAGCAAGUGCAGCACUCUGAUCGCACACCUCUUGUCAGUUUAUUGCUUCAUGGUCCUCCUGGCGCAGGAAAGACGGCAUUGGCAGCAACAAUUGCUAUAGAAUCACAGUUCCCAUUCAUUAAGCUGAUUUCUCCUGAGACCAUGAUUGGUAUGAGUGAGAUACAAAAAGUAAAUGCUAUCCACAGAGUCUUCCAAGAUUCGUACAAGUCACCAUUGAGUGUGAUUGUGAUGGAUGAUAUUGAGCGUUUGUUAGAUUACACUCCAAUUGGCUCACGCUUCUCCAACACAGUCUUACAGGCCCUUGCAGUGCUACUGAAGAAACAACCACCCAAGGGCAGGAGAUUACUUGUUUUGACAACGACAACGAGACGACAUGUGCUGGAGGAGAUGGACCUGAUGGAUUCAUUUUCAUCUGAGCUAUAUGUGGAGAAUUUGAGGACGCUGGAGGAAGUGAAUUUUGUGGUAAAGGAUCUGCAACUGUUCAAAUCAGACGAUGAACGUCGGACUGCUAUGGCUACGCUUGCCAAGAGUGGCAUUGAGUCCAAACUUUCAAUCAGUGUCAAGAAGUUGCUGAUGACCAUUGAAAAAGCACGUCAAGACAAUGAUUUGGUUGGUCGUUUCGUGAGCGACAUGAGCAUUUUUUAA
Messenger RNA from Lobosporangium transversale, 2208 nucleotides. Its product is annotated as secretory pathway protein Sec18. NCBI's taxonomy places the organism in Eukaryota, Fungi, Mortierellomycota, Mortierellomycetes, Mortierellales, Mortierellaceae. Gene Ontology annotation, molecular function: ATP binding; ATP hydrolysis activity. Bases 1 to 2208 code for a protein of 735 amino acids. The transcript has 7 exons. The record is from RefSeq and is a predicted model, not a curated record. Gene Ontology annotation, biological process: intra-Golgi vesicle-mediated transport; Golgi to plasma membrane protein transport; SNARE complex disassembly. Gene Ontology annotation, cellular component: Golgi stack.